AUGGCCAUAUCCAGAUCUACCGAGCCGCGCAAGCCGCUGGAAAACGGCCUCUAUGUCCCCACGGUCGCAUUCUUCACCGCUGAGGAUGAAAUUGAUGUAGAGACCACUAUUGCACACACUACGUUUCUCCUCGAAGCUGGAGUCGCCGGUAUCCUAGCACAUGGAUCCAACGGUGAGGCCGUCCACCUUGACCACGCCGAGCGUCAACUUGUGACGAGUGCUACGCGGAAAGCCUUUGACCGCGCUGGAAAGUCUCACCUCCCCCUGAUCGUUGGCUGUGGCGCCCAAUCAACACGAGAAACCAUUCAGCUCUGCAAGGAGGCCGCAGAGUCAGGCGGUAGUCAUGUUAUGAUUCUCCCCCCUGCAUAUUACGGCGGCCUCCUUACCACCGACCUUAUCAAGCAGCACUUCAUUGCCGUUGCCGACGCCAGCCCACUUCCCGUACUCAUCUACAACUUUCCCGCUGCCUGCAGCGGCCUGGACCUGAGCUCAGAUGUGAUUCUUGACCUCGCUCAACAUUCCAACAUCGUUGGCGUUAAACUGACCUGCGGCAACACUGGUAAACUGGCACGCGUGGUGGCCGGAACUGCCGGUACCAGCUUCCGAACUUUCGGUGGCAGCUGUGACUUCACCAUUCAGACCCUCGCCGCCGGCGGUAACGGUGUGAUUGCCGGCACGGGUAACCUCGCUCCCAGGGCCUGCAUUCAUCUCUUCAAGCUCUGGGAGCAGGGCAAGCUGCAGGAGGCGGCUGUGUACCAGGGUAUUGUUGCUCGGGGUGACUGGGCUGCUAUCAAGGGCGGGUUCGUCUCAGUCAAGGCUGCUCUGCAAAGAUAUCGCGGCUAUGGUGGUCAGCCCAGGCGGCCAUGUGCUCUACUCGAGGGUGAAGCAUUAGAAGAGCAAGUAGGAGGCUUUGCCGAGUUGGUGGAAGCGGAGAAGAAACUACUUAAAUAA
Clonostachys rhizophaga is the source of this 951-nucleotide messenger RNA. The record is from the annotation of a GenBank genome assembly. NCBI's taxonomy places the organism in Eukaryota, Fungi, Ascomycota, Sordariomycetes, Hypocreales, Bionectriaceae.